Drosophila mojavensis is the source of this 1041-nucleotide messenger RNA. RefSeq lists its product as uncharacterized. The transcript is spliced from 3 exons. The record is from RefSeq and is a predicted model, not a curated record. The coding region runs from base 1 to 1041 and encodes 346 amino acids. NCBI's taxonomy places the organism in Eukaryota, Metazoa, Arthropoda, Insecta, Diptera, Drosophilidae.
AUGCCAAGGUGGCUGUUGUGCAUUGGCAUCUGUGUGCUUUUAGUCUCGUCAUAUGCUCUGGACGAGAUCGUCAAUAAUAGUGUGAGUGAAGGUGAGCAGCAGACGGAGACGGAGAAGGAGAAGCAGACGGAGACGGACAUAAAGUUGCCCAGCGAGGUGCAAAGAGCCGUUUGCACUGUCAAUGCUGGCGAGGUCAAGGCAUCCGCCGAGGCGGUCACAACCAAGACAUUAAAGGGUGUCUGUGGCUCGGAUGAAAUGAAUUUGGCAUUUCGCAAUUUGGAACAGAAAUUGUUUGAGGAAUUGCGUGAAGUUAAGGAGCAGCUACUAAAGUUAACUGCAAUGUUGGAGCAGCCAAAUCGAGGUAUCGGCCCCUUCACGCCCACCACGCCCCUCUCACCGUCCACAUCUACCACGCCCUCGACGCCAGCUCCAUUCAUAAAGCCUUCAAGCAUGAAAAUAAUUAAGUUCGAGCAAAUAACGCUGAAGCCCAGCCUGGAGAAAAAGCAGCCACAGCUUAAGCAGAUGGAAGGUGCGCCGGAACGGGAGGAGGAAAUUGAUAGAUUCAAUAAUACCAUGCUGGCCGAUCAGGACUUUCAGUUAUUCACCUACUACUGGAAGUUGGAAAAUAUAACCGAACACAUUGCCAAGGCGUCCACUAGAACCGUCAAGAGUCCCAUGUUCAGCAUCCGAGGCAAGACGCUCCAGCUGCAGUGCACCUUUCAGCACUUGCACCGGGAUAUGAUCAAUCUGCAACUGGCCAUGGCCUAUCCAACCUACGAGCACGGCGUUAAGGGCAAGGAGAACAACAUUAUGCUGGACAUGGGCGGGCAAUGGAAGCCGCUGAAGUGGGCUGAUCGUGUUGCCUUUAAACACAAAAUUUCUCUGUUGGAUCAGCAGCGUAGCCAUCGACGUCCGCAGGACCUCAGUUCGCUGGAAUUGACCAAGCUCGACUCGGGUUUCUCCAUACCGAAUAGCGCAAUUUUGGGCAGCAACUAUGUGAAGCACAAUUCGCUGCUCAUACAAAUUAUUUUAUAUUUGUGA